CAUCAUUUCCUUUACCCUGGUUUAAAAAUACAAACGGCUUUUUAAUAGUUGCUUGCAUUUUGUGCUUUGUUUGUUGAUUCAUACCGUUUGUUCUGUUUGUGAAUGUUACAAAACCUACCCGUAACUAAGUGCCAUCCGUUUGUUACGUUAUCAAGCAACGCAAAAGCCCGAAAAGAAGUGAAAUUCAGCAAAAACAAUCCCGUGGCGUCGUGUACCUGCGUUCCAGCUGCUGGUGUUUUGGUGGCGACGGCGUUAACGACGCGUCAUCUGCUAUGUUUUGUCCCUGCGUUGGAAUUUGCAUCGCAGUUGUCGUGAAUACGUUUUAGGGUUGUGAACGAUUACGUUCGAAAUUCAAGCCCAGUGCUUGGCGUGUAAAGUGAAAGUGAAGAAACCGGUAGCUAUUUGCAUUCCUGAUGGAAAUUCACACGGAGAGCAGCGGCAUUGAUUCGUCGCCGGAUAUGAACAUCAGUGCCGAACUCAGCAACCCUUCACCACACCGUUCGGCGACCGUCAUGCCGCGGAAGCUGUCCUUCUCCGGCAACUCGCCGGAACGCAACCCCGUAGAACCGACGGUCCAAAAGCAACCAUCGCUUUCACCACCGUAUCGAAAGGUGCAGGCGCUCCGACUGUUCGAUACGCCAGCAACGCCAAAAACCAUUCUACAAAAGUCAACCAACACAAUGUUCCGGCGGCAAGUGUUUGGCCCCGGUACGACGCUGUUUCCCGGGGCGAACAAACCAAGCGCCGACGGGGACGUGCUGGCCAAGCCGAUGGACGGAGGGAUGCCAAUUUUCGUCACUGACAAACCGAAACCGGUUCCGCUUCACCGACGUUACGACGUGGGGCUACCGCCGGCCAAUGUGAAUCCCUUCACACCGCCCGCUAUGUUUAUGCGAACGAAGAAGCGCACCCGGCAGGAGGGCUCCGAAAGUGCCAAAGCAAGCAUCGGUGACGGGAACAGCAACAAAAGCCAAUUUCCGCCCAUGUUUCCCAUCAGUCGGCUCAACAAGAGUCGGCUUCCGUUUAGCGGUCCGGUGACACCGUUUGCCUUGAGGCAAGCGAACGAUUCCACAACGAACCACACGCUGAAGCUGUUCAAUAUGGUGGAGGAUGAAAGCGGAGAGUUCCGGCAGGCACCGAAGCGGCUCGCCCUGCAGGACUCGAACAUUUCCCGGUACAAGAAGGAGUUUAUCGAGCUGGCGCUGCUCGGGACGGGCGAGUUCGGGCAGGUCUUUCAGUGUCUUAACCGGCUGGACGGAUGUGUGUACGCGAUCAAGAAGAGCAUCCGGCCGGUCGCGGGAAGUUCGUUCGAGAAAACGGCCCUGAACGAAGUUUACGCGCACGCCGUGCUCGGAAAGCACGAGAACGUGGUCCGGUACUAUUCGGCCUGGGCCGAGAACGAUCAUAUGUUGAUCCAGAACGAGUUUUGCAACGGAGGCAGUCUGCAGACGGUGCUGCAGGAACGCUGUCUGAACGAAUCGGAGCUCCGCACGCUGCUGUUGCACAUUGCCGAGGGCCUCAAGUACAUCCACUCGAAUGAUUUGGUCCAUAUGGAUCUGAAAGCAGGCAACAUUUUCCUUUCCAAAACACCGCUUCGCUCCGGGUCGGCACUGCACGGUGCUUCGGCCGGGCAGGUUGUAGCCGAAUGUCCGGACGAUGGCUUCGAGGAUGUGUACGAUGAUCUGGAGAACGAGUAUUUGGUGACGUACAAAAUCGGCGACCUGGGACACGUCACUUCCAUCAACGACCCACAGGUGGAGGAAGGCGAUUGUCGCUAUCUACCGAACGAGAUACUGCAGGAGGACUAUAAUAAUCUCCCGAAAGGGGACAUCUUUUCGCUUGGCAUCACGCUGUACGAGGCGGCCGGUGGUGGCCCACUGCCGAAGAAUGGUACCGGAUGGCAUCAGCUGCGCAGUGGCCAGUUUCCCGAUCUGCCCAACAUUGGGAAAGAUUUCAACGAUCUCAUCAAGCAGAUGAUGCACCCGAACCCGGAGAAGCGUCCGUCGUCUACGACAAUCUUUAACCAUCCGGUAUUAUCGCCGGUCGAUUCCAAAACCAAAGCUCAACUUUGUCUAGAGCUGAGCCUGGAGCGGCAGAAGAACGAGGUCCUGAUGAGGAAGAUCAAGGAACAGGCGAAGCUGCUCAAGUCAAUCGAACAACAUUCCCUCACACCAGUUGCCACUUCAGUCGCGCGUAAGACGCGUUCCUCGGCAACGUCCCGUGAAACGGCCACCUCCGACCGUAAGCUACGUUCCUAUUCGCACAAGAAGCGCACCACCAACCUUAUCUCGAAGCGGAGAGGCAUUCGGGACAGCAGCAAAUCGAAGGAUUAUUAGAACGCGUUCGUGAGGCCAUCGCGAGCGGCUCACUUCCGGAUUGGUCAGACCCGUGUUUUGUUAUAGUGCCUCUGUGUGCGUGAGUAUGUUCCUCUGCACUACUUCAUUGACCUGCUUGUAGGAGAGUAAUCCCAAAGGUAAUCUGUUGAAUCAUCGUGUCCAAAGGGUGCAAGUCCAGAAGUAAAACAUGGAUAGGAGCAGUUAAGAGAGUAAUCAUCUCACGAUCAUCACAAGAUCACGCUCGAAUGCGUCACAAUACACUUCCGUUUUCCUUUUUUGUCACAUGUUUUGUCCUUUUUUCCCACUUUUUUUAGAAUAAUUAAUUUUUAAUUCGUUUUUUUUCUCCUUUUUGUCUAUCGUCUAAAAGAACAAAAUUAUUAAAUGCCACUAUAUUUUUUUCUUUUUGCGCUAAAUUUCUUUCUAUUAUUUUGCUUUGUCUCCUUUUUUUUCCUUUUUUGGCUUACUUUUGGCACCAGUUUUUUUUUUGUGUUUUGUUCUUAACUCGUUUAAAAAUUGUUCCGUUUCACAUCGGUCGAGCGACCGAAUGGCUUUUUAAAGCGUUCAAAGCGUUGUUUAAAAUUCGUCGUCUGGAAUAAAGUUUUUUUUUAUUGUUUAGACAGUUUGAGGAAGAAAAAUCGCUCAAUAUAGUGAAGCAGACCGAGCACGCACACAGACACACACGUUAGAAUAAGAAGUGUUUUUGGAAGCAAGCAAUUACUUUACACUGAAUUCACAAUUCUCGAUGUUUGUAAGUUUUUCGCGAAGACGAGAGCAAAGUAAGCGGAGAAGAGAAGGAAUAAAUCGAAAGCGAACGAAAGCGAGGAGCAGACAAGCAAACCAAAACGAUGAACGAUGAAAUUCAAUCCAAAUGCAACGCUGCAGAAGAAGUGUAAAAGAAGAGCGUAGUGUUAGAAGAAGAAGAAAACUCCGUGGAUCAGCAGGAAGCGAACAAUAUUGUGAUCAUAAAUCUGGACGUGAUGAAGCAAAUCAACGAACGAACCGACAGAACAUUGUGUAGCCUUAUCGGGAAGAAUUUGGGAGGAAGGGCGAGAGUAUGGAGCUGUGUACGUAGUGUUUUGGGGAUUUCAGGAGGAGCCUAUUAAGCUCCCUGCCCGCAGCGAAACGAAACGAAAGGCUGUAAACUUGCCGUUGUUGUUGUUGUUGAACAAGAAACUCUAGGGAAACCAAUCCAAUUGCAUCGAUCGAUACGUUUGAGAUCCUUAUUUGCGAGAGCCGUCUUUUAGUUAAGUAACCGCUAAGAAGUGAUAGAUCGGUACCGGAAGCGUACAGCACGUAGACGUAAGUAAACUUUAUUGCGUUCCAGAACGUUGAGGAUUACUGUUUUUCAUAUACCUAUAUAUUAUACAUUGCCUAAGGAAAGAGAGAGAGAGGUGGUCCGGUGGUCGAUGCGAUACCGCCGCCGACCUUCACACGGCAGGACCGGGGUUCAAAUCCCAUCCAGACCACCUCCCCGUACGUAGGGCUGACUACUUUGCUACGGGUAAAAUCAAGUCACUGAAAGCCAGAAAUUGGCAGGCCGAGACCUCUCGAGAGGUUUGUAGUGCCAAGGAAGAAGAAGAAAGAAAGAGAAAAAACAGACACAGAGGGGAAUGUCCUGAAGCGCCACAAGUCAUAAGAAAUCGUCCCCUGUCCCGUGAACCAGGUGGACCAAAACAGCGACGACACAAUAGAGAGAGAGAGAGAGAGAGAGAGAGAGAGAGAGAGAGAGAGAGAGAGAGAGAGAGAGAGAGAGAGAGAGAGAUGGAGUCAAGAGAAACACCAAAUUCCAGCCCACAAAG
Messenger RNA from Anopheles stephensi (Asian malaria mosquito), 4135 nucleotides. It is a transcript of the gene Wee1, whose product is annotated as wee1-like protein kinase. NCBI's taxonomy places the organism in Eukaryota, Metazoa, Arthropoda, Insecta, Diptera, Culicidae. Gene Ontology annotation, cellular component: nucleus. The transcript has 3 exons. The record is from RefSeq and is a predicted model, not a curated record. Bases 414 to 2336 code for a protein of 640 amino acids. Gene Ontology annotation, biological process: mitotic cell cycle; protein phosphorylation. Gene Ontology annotation, molecular function: non-membrane spanning protein tyrosine kinase activity; magnesium ion binding; ATP binding.